Molecule: messenger RNA, 1053 nt
Organism: Colletotrichum acutatum
Lineage: Eukaryota; Fungi; Ascomycota; Sordariomycetes; Glomerellales; Glomerellaceae
Product: NAD dependent epimerase/dehydratase
Exons: 4
Coding region: 1-1053 (350 amino acids)
Source: RefSeq, a predicted model, not a curated record
AUGCCCGAGAAACUUCUGUUCACGGGCGCCACAGGCUUCAUUGGUGGCACUGUUCUGACACAACUCCUGAACUCUUCCAACAAAGACGUUAAUGCACUGUCGAUUACCGCUUUAGUUCGGAGGCAAGAACAAGCCGAUAUUCUCAGCCAGAAAGGAAUCCAUGCCAUCAUCUUCACGGGCCUAGAUGAUUCUCAAUUUUUGACGAAGAUCGCAAGUCAGCACGACUACGUUAUCCACACGCCGACUGGCUUCCAUACACGCUCGGCUGUAGCUCUCUUAGAAGGGUUAGCAGAGAGGAAGAAGCAGUCAGGAAGAGAUGUUCACUUCAUUCACACAUCGGGAACCUCCAACCUUGCGGAAAGAACGAUCACCCAGCAGUCGGGUGAUAUUCAUCAAUGGUCAGAUAAGGAAAAGGUGUACGAACAUGAGGAGAAGAAAGAAAAUCAGGAGGCUUACGGCCAGCGAACAACAGAUAUUGCUGUUGUUAGGACUGCAGAGAAGACCGGAGUCAAAGCAUAUAUUAUGAUGCCUCCCACAGUCUACGGGCGGGGCACCGGCCUCUUCAAUCAAGGAUCAAUGCAAAUUCCCAGCAUUAUUCGUGGGGCGAUCAAGGCUGGCGUCCCUGAAUACGUAGGUGAGGGCACAGCCCGUCUUGGGCAUGUUCAUGUUACGGAUCUUGCACUACUGUACGAGCUUAUAUUGAGCAAGGUGCUCUCUGGAGAGACGAUUCCUUCUGGCAAGAGAGGCAUUUACUUCUCCAAUACUGGCAGUCACAAUUGGCGAGAUCUCGCAGCCUUGGUUGGUAAGGCAGGUGGCUCGCUUGGUGCUUUGGAGUCAAUAGAGCCUCGGUCCGUGAGCUUGGAAGAAGCUGGAUCGAGAUGGCUGAAUGCGACACCCCAGGUUGCAGAGAUGAAUUAUGCUGCACACUCUUCUACGAAGCCUGUUUUGGCACCAGAGCUCGGUUGGAGGCCCACAAAGACAGAGGCCGAUUGGGAGAACUCAUUUGUAGAGGCGUUUCAAAUGGUUUUGGAUGAGCAGGCCCAGAAAUCAUAA